Messenger RNA from Dicrocoelium dendriticum, 1269 nucleotides. The record is from the annotation of a GenBank genome assembly. NCBI's taxonomy places the organism in Eukaryota, Metazoa, Platyhelminthes, Trematoda, Plagiorchiida, Dicrocoeliidae.
AUGUCUACGAAACUCGUGGUGACCGUUUUCACACGGAUUUUACGAGAUUUUGAAGACAAUAGGACGGUGGGCACAGCAAGGCGUAUGACCACAAUGGCUCAACCGAUCAUGUAUUCGGGCCAGCACGAACUGGUCGAACUAAUUCGCAAUCCCACGGGGCCGAUAAAGAAAAACAAAAUUGACCGGUUACGUAUAUUGGCCACGAGUUUGCAAUGUACGUGCGCACAGCUGGCUAUCGCAUGGUGCUUGAAAGCACCUCACAUAAGCUGUGUGCUUCUUGGAGUUGCGACUGUCGACCAGCUUCAAGAGAAUCUCGAGGCCAUAGAAGUGUACCCGAAACUGACUGUGGAUGUUUUGGCAGAAAUUGACCUGAUCUUUUCUUCCGAUUCGUCUGAAAAUAGUAAUUUGGGGUUGGGGGUGGGGCGGGGCUUAAAGUUGGUGUGGGCCCCUGGUGGGGGGGGGGCUCCGCGCCACCCCCGCACCCGACGCACUCGGCGGGGUUUUCGUGCCAUUUAUCAUGCCAGGGGGGGGGGGGGGGGGGGGGGGGGGGGGGGGGGGGGGGGGGGGGGGGGGGGGGGGGGGGGGGGGGGGGGGGGGGGGGGGGGGGGGGGGGGGGGGGGGGGGGGGGGGGGGGGGGGGGGGGGGGGGGGGGGGGGGGGGGGGGGGGGGGGGGGGGUGUGGUGGGGGGGGGGGGGGGGUGGGGGGGGGGGGGGGGGGGGGGGGGGGGGGUGGGGGGGGGGGGGGGGGGGGGGGGGGGGGGGGUGGGGGGGGUGGGGGGGGGGGGGGGGGGGGGGGGGGGGGGGUGGGGGGGGGGGGGGGGGUGGGGGUGGGGGGGGGUUUGUUUGGGUUUGGGGUGGUGUGGUGUGGUGGGGGGGGUUGGGCGGGGGUUGGGGGGGGGGGGGGGGGGGGGGGGUGUGGAGGUUUACUGUGAUUCCGGCGCCCACCCCCCGGUCCCGUUCGAUGCAUCUCCGAUGCCACUCCCCGCUGGAAUUUUGUGCUCGCCCUGUCGAAAAUCUGUCGGCUCGGUGUCCCGGUGGGCCACAGAACAACUCCGCGGAGCCACCGAAUUGUCCGCGGGGAAAGCCCCAAGCGGAACAACCACCCACACAACACCCACAUAGGCAAUACUCAAACCCUGCCGGAAAGGGGGGAAAGAAAGCCAUAUGCUAUCGGGAAAACUCUUGUUUGUGUGUGUUGGAAAGAGCUCCGUGCAUGGGGGACUACUUAUUUUUACUUUUGCAUAUGGGUGCGGGGUGUGGGCAAGUAUAA